Molecule: messenger RNA, 237 nt
Organism: Aspergillus fumigatus Af293
Lineage: Eukaryota; Fungi; Ascomycota; Eurotiomycetes; Eurotiales; Aspergillaceae
Product: 40S ribosomal protein uS14
Exons: 5
Coding region: 1-237 (78 amino acids)
Biological process (GO): translation
Cellular component (GO): cytosolic small ribosomal subunit; ribosome
Molecular function (GO): RNA binding; zinc ion binding; structural constituent of ribosome
Source: RefSeq, a predicted model, not a curated record
AUGACUCACGAGUCCGUUUGGUACAGCCGGCCCCGCAAGUUCGGCAAGGGUUCCCGUGAAUGCCGUGUUUGCGCCCACCGUGCUGGUCUGAUCCGCAAGUACGGGAUGGACAUCUGCAGACAAUGCUUCCGUGAGAAGGCUCAGGACAUCGGUUUCUACAAGGUUGUACCGUUAAAUCUAUUUUCUCGAUCCAUUUCCUGUUUCACGACGAAUCGUUACGUGCUCGGCGCUCGGUAG